Acyrthosiphon pisum (pea aphid) is the source of this 654-nucleotide messenger RNA. RefSeq lists its product as uncharacterized. The record is from RefSeq and is a predicted model, not a curated record. The transcript has 4 exons. Bases 1 to 615 code for a protein of 204 amino acids. Lineage: Eukaryota; Metazoa; Arthropoda; Insecta; Hemiptera; Aphididae.
AUGUGUGCUUCGGUCAAGCAUCAUCAUCCAACAUUGCUAGCUCCCGGAUGGGGUCACACCCAGGUUUCUAAUUACAAACCCAAAAAAAUUCUUAUGCCCAGGGGUUUAUUCGAAAUUGGACCCGGUAGGUCCAACCCAAGGAGGCAGAUCAGGUACAACUGCACAGCUACAAGCUUACAUCAAAUUGAAUUUUCGCACAUUGCCUACAAAGUCAGCGUUGCAUUUAUAGCCGCUCAUCGGCAUAUCUGUAAUCAACAGAAGCUACAAAAUACAGAUGGUGUAAAUAUAUGUACGGCUUCAGAAUGGCAUUUAAAAUACAAUACGGUGUUUGCUGAACAAACAGUUUCAAGCAACGCUUAUUUAGCUGCUUUAAUUGUGGCAUCUUCUACAAUACCUUUAGUACUAAUUACUGGGAUCAUAAUUAAAUAUGUUGAUAAAAAGUUAUUACUAUUUAUGACUUGUGGAAUCCCAGCUAUAUUUGCAUUACUGGUAUCAUCAACUCAGAAUGAUCUACAAGCAGAACUAUUGUGUUGCCUUUUCGAAGGAUUUACUGCAUUAACAGAACCCAUUAUAUUUUGUACUAUUGUUGAACUAUUUCCCAGUAAUGUGAGAUAAUAGUUAAAAUGUUUGGACAGUAGUUUUAGAUUUAUCAUA